Molecule: messenger RNA, 1212 nt
Organism: Helobdella robusta
Lineage: Eukaryota; Metazoa; Annelida; Clitellata; Rhynchobdellida; Glossiphoniidae
Exons: 6
Coding region: 1-1212 (403 amino acids)
Source: RefSeq, a predicted model, not a curated record
AUGGCUCCAACGUUACAACAGUGCCCCGUCUGCUUUAACCACUACAGAAGCACUCCAGACGGGAAGUUAUGUCGGCACGGAGGUAAAGUGAAAGGACAGAAAUGCUCGCGUGAUCCUCUCGACCUGGAUUACUCUGGUGUUUUUGACAAGCUGACGGCCGUGCUGAAAUGUGUACCGGUGUACGACCAUAUCCCUAAGCCAUGCAGGGAGAUGUUCGCACAUGAUCUGAACGCCUUGCUGACGGCUAAGACUUCCAGAGGGGGUCGCCGGGUCAACCAGGGCAAUCUGGUCAACAAGCGUCUAAGCGAAUAUUCAACUAUUGGUCUUGAAACCCUGGUACUGUGCUUUGAUGGGUUCAAUAAUGCCAAAUCACAAAAGCAACACCCCGAUCGGUGGAUCAACGCUGUGUCAUCUUGUAUUGAACAAGAAAACCUGUCCUCGGCUGUCAGACUUGUCUGUUUGCCGGAGGGCCUGGCGGAGAGCUCGCCAGCCACCUUCGAUAAAUUAUGUUCCAUCCACCCAAAAAUUUCGGCGGGUCUUUCCCGCAUUGGCACCAACGGCUGUUUGCCCAAAUUGAUGUACUUCUUGCGUACAUCCAAACACAUUGAUCUUUCUAAAUUGGGCGAAUUUGACAAAGCCCUGCGCACCGCCCUGUCGUCGAUUUGCAACGUUCAAGUGACCGACACCGGUAGAUGUUUGGCGUGGGAUGUUACGGUCCCUGGCACCCAUGCCGAACGAUAUGUAAACCGGACAAGUAAAGAAUGCGGUUUGGCCGCGGUCAGGGCAGCGGACGAGAAAAUGAAAAGAUAUGGGAAUGCCCUCCCCUCGAUGGAAUUCUUGCCAAUAUGUAUCGAGGUUCUCGGCCCGAUGGACCCCAACACCCUUAAAUUUCUUAAGGCAAUAUGCAAAAUGAUCAGCGUCAGAUCAGGCGACAGCAGGAAACUGUUUUUCGCAACUGACCACAUUUCGUGCUUGUUGCUGCGGUUCCUGCGUGUCUCAACUACUUGCAUGAAUUUUGGUCACAAUUGGCAAGAAAACUUUUUUCACCUGUUUUUCACAGUUACUUCAAACUUGUUGCCCAUCGAGAAGAUAGGCCAUGCCGUCAAGUCAGGAGCCAUCCUUCUCAGUCGUCAUGUGCUGCAGAGGAUUUUAAACGUCGUUGCAACGUGGAAGGUCGUCUCGAAGAAAGAUUCUUCCACUCUCAGAUACUAA